CCCUGGCUCCUGAUUGGUCGAAAAACACCGGAAAUGGAUUUGUUGUUUACUGUGCUGCAGCCAGAUACUCAAUGCCUGGUUCUUCUGGAGAGAAAGUCAAAUUGCGCAUGCUUUUAUUCACGAACUAAAGUUUGUUGCAUCCUGUGAUAAGACGACACAGCUGUCUCUCCGCAGUAACGUUGAUUUAAACAAGAUGAUCGAGGUGGUGGCCUCCAUGGCCCGGGGCCCCGUCUUUCUCGCCGGGGAGCUGAUGGAGUGUCUCAUAACUUUCACCAACCCGAUGUCCCACCUGUCCACCUCUGCCAGCUGUGAGAUGCUGGCAUGGGCCAGUGCCCAGAUCCACUGCCAGUUUCAUGCCAGUGAGAGCAGAGUGGCUCUGCCGGCCCAGGGCAACAAGGAUGUCCAGGCUGAGAGCAACACAGUGCUCAUUCCAAGCAGAGGAGAGCGAGGUCAGUGUGUUCUGGACACACCACCUAAGAUACUAUUCUGUGACCUGCGCCUGGACCCUGGGGAGAGCAAAACCUAUUCAUACAGUGAGAUCGUACCCGUGGAUGGUCCUCCUAGUUUCCGUGGUCAGGCGGUGAAGUACGUCUACAAACUGACCAUCGGCUGCCAGAGAGUCAACUCUCCUAUCAAACUACUCAGGGUUCCCUUCAGAGUGCUGGUUCUGCAAGGCAUGCCGGAGCCUCCAUUUCCCCAGGAUGAGGAGGUUUCCCCCUCCAACCCGUUCCUGGAGGAAGAGGAAGCGAGCCGCAGGGAUGCUCGGCCUUUAGAGAGAGCACUGGACAUGCUGAUGGUCACUACCUCAAGACGCUGCCCCCACAUGUUCAAUAUCACCAAUAUGCGCGGAAAAGUGGCAAAGUUCUGCAUCUUCAAGACUGUUUACAGACUCGGGGAGGACAUCAUCGGCACAUUCAACUUCUCAGAGGGAGACAUUCCCUGCCUGCAGUAUUCUGUGAGCCUUCAGAAUGAGGAGGAGAUCCAGGAGCAGUACCAGCGGCGCCCCGGACAGGUCAUCAGUGUGACUGGACACGGGCGACACAUGGAGUCCUGCCUCCACACCGCCUCCUGCCAUUUCUCUCUCCCUAUCCCCCUCAAUGUCACGCCGGGCUUCAGCACAGACAUAGUGAUGCUGAGGUGGUGCCUUCACUUUGAAUUUGUGACCGCACGUGAGCCGCCCACAGUUCUGCAGAACCAAUCAGAGGUCACAGUUUGGACAGGGGCGGAGCAUGUCGACGUGGAUACCUUCAGCUGGGAUCUGCCCAUCAAAGUCCUGCCCACCAACCCGGCCUUGGCAUCCUACAUGUCCCACUUUAGUGGGACCAACAGCAUUAAUAUUUGACUGUUGUGUGUUUGAGAUAGUGAACGAAAGAUAGUCAGGAGUUAUUUGUGUGUGUGUGUGUGUGUGUGUGUGUGUGUGUGUGUGUGUGUGUGUGUGUGUGUGUGUGUGUGUGUGUGUGUGUGUGUGUGUGUGUGUGUGUGUGUGUGUGUGUGUGUUACAGAGUCUGUUUUUUUUCUCUCCAGAUGAGAACAGAGAUGCACAUUUCUGUAUCAAAGGAACAUUAUUUUAGUUGUUGUUUCUAUUGUGUAUGUCGAGUCAGUGAUGGAUUCCAUAUGUAUAUUAUGCAAUUUUUGUUUUGCCUUUACCAUAUGCAUUUUGCAGUGAAUCUUAACUUCAAAUACAUUUUUCUUUUUUGGACCUAAUGACAUGCACCUAUCUCGGUGGUUGAUGUAAAUGUCUGUAUUUAUUUCAUUUUUGAUGGCUUUACUCACUCGCACACUUGUUCUUUCUCUUUUUAUGAAAAAAAAUGUUUCUAAUUCAAAAUGUUUUUAUUGUUAACUGUUUUCUUUCUCUCAGUUUGAGCAAAGGCUUUAUUAAAAUGUAAAUACUGCAAGAGAAAAAAUAAAGUGUGAUUUAAAUUUGAUAGA
Molecule: messenger RNA, 1929 nt
Organism: Anoplopoma fimbria (sablefish)
Lineage: Eukaryota; Metazoa; Chordata; Actinopteri; Perciformes; Anoplopomatidae
Gene: rgp1
Product: GP1 homolog, RAB6A GEF complex partner 1
Exons: 9
Coding region: 194-1342 (382 amino acids)
Biological process (GO): retrograde transport, endosome to Golgi
Cellular component (GO): Ric1-Rgp1 guanyl-nucleotide exchange factor complex; Golgi membrane
Source: RefSeq, a predicted model, not a curated record